Molecule: messenger RNA, 2317 nt
Organism: Drosophila ficusphila
Lineage: Eukaryota; Metazoa; Arthropoda; Insecta; Diptera; Drosophilidae
Gene: MFS14
Product: putative inorganic phosphate cotransporter
Exons: 4
Coding region: 328-1818 (496 amino acids)
Biological process (GO): transmembrane transport; monoatomic anion transport
Cellular component (GO): plasma membrane
Molecular function (GO): transmembrane transporter activity
Source: RefSeq, a predicted model, not a curated record
GAAUCGACCGCCGUCAGUUACUCAAGCAGUCGCAGUCGUCCGCCAGAACGUUCAAAACCCGCUCGUCGCCUCUGAAAAGCCAAUUCUUUCGAUUUGGAAAAAUCCUACGCCCAGAAUCUCUGGAUUCCAGAUUCCAAAACGGAAAGGGGAAAAAUCGUGGAAACACACACGCGUAACACACACAUGUGCUGCAACUUCAUGACGACGGAACCGGAACACGUUGCGUGAACAAGAAAAUUCCAGUGACCGAAAAAACGCGAGCGUUAAAACGUUUCGAAAAUCAAAUCAAAAAAAAAAACUUAAUCAAAUUCAACCCGCGCCGCACACAUGACCACCACAUUAACCAUGGUGAAAACGGGUGGUAAAUACGCCAACGAGAAAUUCCUCGGCGUGCGGCAUGUGCAGUGCAUACUGUGCUUCUUCUGCCUGGCGCUGUGCUACGCUUGGAGGGCCAACCUCAGUGUGGCGAUAGUCGCCAUGACGGACAACAGCACCAAGCCGAUCCAGAACAACACCGACCUCAGUGGGGAGGACCCCGGACUUGACCUCUUUGGUUCCCAGAGCGUCUACAACUUCACCAAAAAACAAGGCUCCUGGAUGCUUAGCAGCUUCUUUAUUGGCUACGUUGUGACCCAAGUUCCAGGUGGCUACAUCGCCCAGAAAUACGGUGCCAAGUCGAUUCUGAUGUACGGAUUGACCAUCGCCGCCGUAUUGACGAUGAUAUCGCCGCUUUCGCUGCAGUUGGGUGGCUGGUUUGCCCUGUGCUGUGUGCGAUUCGCGAUGGGUCUGAGUCAGGGUGCAGUGCAUCCGGCCACGCAUGCGCUGCUCGCCAAGUGGUCACCCGCCGAGGAGCGCGGUCUGCUGGGAACCCUCUGCUAUUCAGGAGCUCAAUUCGGAACGGUGGUGAUGUUGGCCACGGCUGGCUUCAUCGCGGACUCCUUCCUCGGCUGGCCGAGCAUCUUCUACCUUGGAGGCGCUUGUGGAUUCCUGUGGGUUCUCUGCUGGUUCAUUUUCGCUGCCAGCACACCCGAGGAGCAUCGCAUGAUUUCACCGGAAGAACUGAAGUUCAUCACGGACUCGCGCAGCGAUGGCAAAAUCCAGUCGGCCGAGAAACUUGCACCCACUCCUUGGAAGGCCAUCUUCAGCUCGGCGUCCUUCAUGUCGCUCCUUGUGGUGCACUGCACCCACAUGUUCGGCUACUGGCUGCUGCUCACCCAGAUGCCCACCUACAUGAAGAACAUCUACAAGGUGGACAUCAAGCAGAGCGCCCUGGUCUCAUCCCUUCCCUAUAUGGCCAUGCUCCUCAUGAGCUUCUUCUUCGUCUGGCUGUCUAAAGUUCUCCAGCGGAAGGAGGGCAUGUCGUUGACCUUCAACCGGAAGAUCUUCAACUCGAUCGGCCAUUGGAUCCCGAUGUUCUCGCUGAUCGCUUUGGGAUAUGUGCCCCAGGAUAAUGCUCCGCUGGCAGUGACCCUGCUCACCUUGACCGUGGGUAUCAGUGCGGCCACCUACUUGGGCUUCCAGGUGAACCACAUCGAUCUGUCCCCCAAUUACGCCGGCACUCUGAUGGGUCUCACAAAUGGAGCAGCAAAUGUUCUUAGUGCCAUGGCUCCUUUGUUCGUCGGCUGGAUGAUCGAGGAUGAUAAAAAUGUGGAUGAGUGGCGUACGGUGUUCCUGUUGGCUGCCGCCUUCUACUUUGUUGGCAACCUGCUCUUCGUGAUCUUCGGACGCACUGAUGUCCAGUGGUGGGACUCCCCGCGGGACAACAAGGACGAUGCCGAGCAGGGCACGCCACUGGCUCCCAAUGUCCAGGUCAAGUAGAGGCUGGCAUUGGUUUACCCAGAUCACUUCCAGAAUCAUCCGGGCUGUUGUUUCGUAGUAGUUUCGUAGGCGUAGUUAGUUAGUUAGACACCAGACGAGCUGAAAGUUAACUUUAGUGACGAUCGCGUGCUUCCAUUAGCGAUAUUAUACGGUAAUUGCUUAGUCCUAAGGCAGCGUAAAUUAUUAUUGUUUGCAGUAUUUUCCAUAAUGUACAUAAUCCAAAAAAAAAAGAAGAAAAAUGAAUCAAACAAACCAAUUAAACUUGCGACUUGAGAAAACGUUCAGUGUAAAUAGGAACAAAGCCCGCGACGAGUGUAUUUGCUGCUGCAACAACAACUCUAGUAAUUGUUAUGUUUUAGUCUUAAGUUAGGAAUUAACAAAAAACAAACUUGUGAUGAAAGAAAGGAAACUAAAAAAGGCAAAAAAGAAUGAUGAAGACAAUACUAGCCAUGAAUAAAACAGCUCAAUUUGCAGCUGCAAGAGUCAAACUGUAACGAAA